This is a messenger RNA of Hevea brasiliensis (rubber tree), 5909 nucleotides long. RefSeq lists its product as uncharacterized. NCBI's taxonomy places the organism in Eukaryota, Viridiplantae, Streptophyta, Magnoliopsida, Malpighiales, Euphorbiaceae. The record is from RefSeq and is a predicted model, not a curated record. The coding region runs from base 515 to 5656 and encodes 1713 amino acids. The transcript has 5 exons.
AGUCACUCUCUCUCUAUCUGUUUCUCUCUCAAGGCUCUCUUUUGUCCCUUAUCAGUUUCGCAUUCUUAUUUUUCUCUCUUCUCCCACAGAUUUUCUCUUCUUUUUCCUCCAAGCCAAGCAACCCCGAGAAAGCAAGAGGAAAAUUUGACUUAUACACAGCGAAUAUCACGGGAAGGCAGAUUCUACGAAGAGCAAAUUUCUGCAAUUGAAUCAAUUCCCUUGGUGACCAAGUUAAUAUCCUCCGAUCUGCUCUUCUAACCCUAUUGAGAAUUCUACUGCCAAUUCGGCGAUUAUCCGCUUCUUUCAGCUCUUGUAAAGCCUUGGAUUUGGUACUGUGGGUUCCGUGCGGUUUCUUCUGUGGGCGGCCGUGCGAGGGUUGUUUGAUCUGCUGGGGUUUUGGAUUUGGUGCGGCGCAGGAUUUUUGGAUUUUUUUUUGUGUUGUUGGCUCAUGCCAGAUAAAUAGGUAGGUAGGCGGAUAAAUAGAUUAGAUUAGCGUUAGGGUUUUGUUGGUUUGAUGCCGCCAGAGCGAUUGCCAGGGGAUCGGAAAGACUUUUUUAAGGAGAGGAAGCCUCGAUGGAGGGAGUCGGCUUCAGGUCAUUAUGGAUCAUCUCGCGAUAUUUCUCGCUGGGGAGGAUCCAACGAGUUUCGCAGGCCUCCUGGUUAUGUUAAGCUGGGUGGAUGGCACCCGUUUGCUGAAGAAUCUGGCCAUGGGUAUGCACCUUUUCGGUCCAGUGACAGGAUACUGGAAGAAAAGAAUUUCCGUCCAUCAGUUUCACGAGGAGAUAGUAAAUAUGGAAGGAAUGGUAGGGAAAAUAGGGGAUCUUUUAGCCAGAGGGAUUGGAGAACUCAUUCGUGGGAAUUGAACAAUGGGUCUCCAAACGCGCCUGGGAGGCUGCAUGAUGCAAGUACUGUUCAGAGGUCACUUGAUGAUACAGUAAGUUACCCCUCCUCACAUCAUCAUUCUGAAUUUAUGAACACGUGGGAGCAGCUUCACUCAAAAGAUCAUCAUGAUAAUGGUAAGAUGGUUGUUGUCAAUGGGAUGGGCACAGGCCAAAGAGGUGAUAGAGAGAACUCACUGGAUUGGAAACCUCUUAAUAAGUGGACCCGCUCUGGAAGCUUGUCUUCUAGAGGAUCUGGUUUCAGCCAUUCAAGUAGCUCAAAGAGCCUCGGAGGUGCAGAUUCCUGUGAAGGAAAGGCUGAGUUGCAGCUUAAGAAUGCAUCUUUAGUCCAGUCUCCUUCUGGGGAUGCUGCUGCAUGUGUUACUUCGGCACCAUCUGAAGAAAUGGCUGCCAGGAAGAAACCGCGCCUUAAUUGGGGUGAGGGACUGGCAAAGUAUGAGAAGAAGAAAGUUGAAGGCCCUGAGGUGAAUUUAAGCAAAGAUGGAGUUGUUGUUUCUUCUAGUAAUAUAGAACCGAUCCAGUCGCAAAGUUCAAAUUUGGUUGAAAAGAGCCCCCAAGUCAUGGGAUUAUCUGAUUGUGCAUCGCCCACAACUCCUUCCUCUGUUGCCUGUUCCUCUCCAGGUGUAGAGGAGAAAACAUCUGGCAAGGGAAUAAGUCCUGAUAAUUUAUGUGGUUCACCCAGCAUUGGGUCCCAGAGCCAUAUUGAAGGUUUGUCUUUUAAUUUAGAGGUGCUGGAUGCUACUUCAGUAGCUAAUUUGGGUGCUUUGCUUGUUGAACUGCUUCAGUCUGAUGAUUCUAGUUCAGUGGACUCGAGUUUCAUAAGGUCUACUGCAAUGAAUAAGUUGCUUGUAUUGAAGGGUGGCACAUCGAAGGCAUUGGAGGUGACUGAAUCUGAAAUAGACUUGCUUGAAAAUGAACUUAAGUCGCUUAAAUUUGAAUCUGGAAGCAGAUAUCCUUGUCUAGCAGCAUCCAGUUCUUUCCCUUUAGUUGAUGAGGUAAAACUUUGCAGUGAACAGGGCGCUGCUGCUAACAUCCCUAGACCUUCUCCAUUGCAAGUUUCGUUUUGUGGGGCUGGGGAUGUGGAAAAGAUUCCUAUUUGUAAUGGUGUCUUGGAAGUUGUUCAUGGUGGUAGUAAGGAUGAUGACGUUGAUAGUCCUGGAACUGCCACAUCGAAAUUUGUUGAAUCAGUGUCUAUGGUGAAGGCAGUUUCUUCAUUUGAUUUGGUGAAUCAGGAUGCGCGUUCCGCUGAUGGGGGUGUAAUUCAGACAGCAACCUUGUUGAAAUCCGUUUUGCCUUGUACCAGUGAGCAAGUGAAUGCACCUACCUGCAUGGAUGUUAACUUACUUACAGAGAGCAAAGAAGGUGCAUCUUUUCCAAGUGAUGCCAGUUGUGCUGAAGAUAAUUUAUGUAAUCUAAUAUUGGCUGCCAAUAAAGAAUCUGCAAGCACAGCAUCUGAAGCAUUCAGUAAUUUAUCGCCUAGGGAUGAAUGUAAGAUUGAAUUUUCAGAAGUUGCCAAUGCUGCUUUAAGGCAGAAUGAUGCAUUAGUUAAAGAAAAAAUUGCUAUGAGGAAGCGGUUUUUGAAAUUUAAGGAGAGAGUUAUAACGCUUAAGUUGAAAGCCUUUCACCACCUGUGGAAGGAAGAUAUGCGCCUGCUUUCGAUAAGGAAAUACCGUGCAAAAUCUCAGAAGAAAUAUGAAUUGAACUUGCGAAUAACACAUAGUGGGUAUCAAAAAAAUCGUUCUUCAAUUCGAUCUCGAGUCUCUUCACUUGUUGGAAAUCUUUGUCUGGUCCCUACCACAGAGAUGCUUAACUUCACCAGCAAGCUGCUAUCAGUUUCUCAAUUGAAGCUUUGCAGGAAUGCUUUGAAAAUGCCAGCUUUAAUUUUGGACAAAAAAGAGAGGAUUGGCUCACGGUUUAUCUCCAGUAAUGGAUUAGUUGAAGAUCCAUGUGCCAUUGAGAAGGAAAGAGCUAUGAUCAAUCCCUGGAGCUCAGAGGAGAGAGAAACUUUCAUUGAUAAGUUAGCCACCUAUGGGAAGGAUUUCCGGAAAAUUGCUUCUUUUCUUGAUCACAAGACAACUGCAGAUUGUGUGGAAUUCUACUACAAAAACCACAAAUCUGAUUGUUUUGAGAAAACCAAAAAGAGUAAGCAAUCAAAGUCCUCUGCCAACUAUCUAGUGGCAUCUGGUAAGAAUUGGAGCCGCGAAAUGAAUGCUGCCUCACUUGAUAUUCUGGGUGCGGCUACAGUAAUAGCAGCUGAUGUUGACAAUGGUAUGGGAAAUCAACAGACGCAUUCUGGUAGAUUUUAUUUGGGAGGCUACUGUAAUUCAAAGCCAUCACAUGGUGGUGAUGGGAAUGUAGACCGAUCAAGCAAUGUUGACAUUCUUCAGAAUGAAAGAGAGACUGUUGCUGCAGACGUUUUAGCAGGCAUUUGUGGUUCAAUGUCCUCGGAGGCAAUGAGUUCCUGCAUCACUACUUCUGUUGAUCCUGGGGAGGGCUGCCGGGAGUGGAAGUCACAAAAGGUGGAUUUUGUCAAGAAACGGUCUUUGAUGGCUGAUGUUACACAGAAUGUUGAUGAAGAGACGUGUUCAGAUGAGAGUUGUGGGGAAAUGGAUCCUGCUGUUUGGACAGAUGAGGAGAAGUCCAUCUUUAUACGUGCUGUGUCUUCCUAUGGAAGGGAUUUUGCUAUGAUCUCACGGUGUGUAAGGACAAGGUCUAGGGACCAGUGUAAGGCAUUCUUUAGCAAGGCUCGGAAAUGCCUUAGUUUGGACUCUAUACAUCCUGGACCUGGAAACCUAGGAACACCAUUGAGCGAUGAUGCAAAUGGCGGUGGCGGUGGAAGUGACACAGAAGAUGGUGGUGCUCUCGAGUCUGGCUCGGUUAUCUGCAGUGAUAAGUUGGGCUCCAAGAUGGAUGAUAGCUUACCAUUGCCUGUCAUGGAUUCAAAGUUUGAGGAAUCUGAUGUUGUGGAGAGGAAAAAUUUGACUACUGGCUUAAAUAGAUCAAAGGACAGCAAUGUUACCACACAAUUAGGUGAGAAUGACACGAGGAAUGAAAAAACAUUUGUUUCUGAUGCUUGCCAGAUGGACUGCCAGCCUGAGCAAACUUUUGACAUUGAAAACAAUGGCUUUGUCCGCCAAUCUGAGUUAAUGCAGGCCCAGGAAAUUUCAAAUGAGUCCGUCAGUUCAGAAGCUGGAAUAGGGAAACCAAUCGAAGACAUUUCUGUUGGAGAUACAGUGGACCCUGGCCCAUCCAAUCCCGUUGCUGCUGUUGAUGUUAAAGCUAUAGUGGGGGUUUCUGCUAAUGCAAAUGUAAAUCAUUUGGGGGCAGAAGAAAUUCUGUUGCUUGAAAAUAAUUUGAACCACCAAAGUGGCUUGCUGCAAGAUUCAAAUGCUUCUAGAGAUGUGUCCCACCAGCCUUUGGAUAUGGGUUCCUGUUCGAACUUCAGUCUAGCUAUGGAAAACACACAUCACGCGACCAUGGAAUUCAAGUCUGUGGAGAAGUCCCCUGUUGUUUCAUUGCUGCAGGAAAAUAAACCUGCUACUGCUAAUUCUGUGUUACAAGACUCUGCUGCCAUACAAUUCAGAAAACUUUCAUCACAACUUGAUAUCCAGGAGGAAAGAGAUGAGCAGGGUCAAAAAUUGGUCAGUGGGGAUAAUCAUUUACAAAAUUUGCCGGGGCAAUGUUUGAUGAGUAGUAAUGAGUCUUCCCAGAUUCUUAGGGGUUAUCCACUUCAAAUUCCAACAAAGAGAGAGACAAAUGGGGAUAUUUCUUGCAGACCUCUGCCUGAAGUUCAAAGCCUUUCAACGUCAGAAAGGAAUGCUGGCAAUCAGUUUGUAGGUCAAGAUUGCUAUCUUCAAAGUUGUAACGUUUCACAAGAUCAGUACUCAGUGCCUAAGAUUCCACUUCUUUCCCAUCACACUGAACAAGGCAACGAUCAUUCAAGAGACCAGUCAAGGAGUUUGUCAGAAAUGGAAAAGCCAUGCAGGAAUGGGGAUGUUAAACUGUUUGGCCAAAUACUCACUAAUCCCUCGUCUUCACAGAAGCAGAAUCCUAGCAUUAAUGAGAACGUGGAACUGGGGACACAUUGUCCUAAGCCAGGUAGCAAGUCAUCAACUUUGAAAUUCACUGGCCAUCAAACAACAGAUGGGAGCUCUUCUGUCUUGAAGUUUGAUAGUAAUAAUUAUCGAGGCCUUGAGAAUGUUCCCGUGAAGAGUUAUGGCUUCUGGGAUGGGAACAAGAUACAGACUGGGUUUUCAUCUUUACCCGAGUACUUUUUGGCAAAGUAUCCUGCAGCAUUUGGCAAUUAUCAUGUGCCCUCAUUGAAAAUGGAGCAGCAGGCUUUGCAGGCUGCUGUGAAGUGUAAUGAUCAUAAUUUGAACAGUGUCUCAGUUUUACCUCCGAGGGAAAUAAGUGGUAGCAAUGGAGUUGUGGAUUAUCAUAUAUACAGGAGUCACGACAGUAGUAAUGUGCUGCCGUAUUCUGUAGAUAUGAAACAGCGGCAGGAUAUAUUCUCUGAGAUGCCAAGAAGAAAUGGGUUUGAUUCAAUCUCAAGUUUACAGGAGCAGGGAAGGGGAAUGGUAGGAAUGAAUGUUGUAGGAAGAGGGGGAGUUCUUGUUGGCGGACCAUGCACGGGUGUUUCAGAUCCAGUAGCCGCCCUAAAAAUGCACUACUCUAAAACUGAACAGUAUGGUGGGCAAAAUGGAAGCACUAUCAGAGAGGAGGAAUCUUGGAGAAGUAAGGGAGAUAUAGGCAGGUAGGAGUAGUGGUGAGAGGGCCUGUUGAAGAGGUCCUCAGCGGCAAAUUAUCUUUUUUUGCCGUGCCCUGUAUAAUAGUUUUUGUAUUGUUCAAUUGAAUGAUAGGGCAGUGGACGGUUCUCAAGUCCGUCUUUUUGGUAAAAAUAUAAUUUAGGUGCAAUGUAAUAUUGAAGCUGCUUUGUAUUUGUUGUAUUUGAUGGGAAUACAGAAAUAAUCUCUGAAAGUUGAGAGGGGCUUUGUCACUGUCCCUCGGUCA